AAGGCGCUAAUAAGUCGCUACCAACAUAAGUACUUCGUGACCAACACCACUGGAAUUGGUCCCAAGCAGCUUACCACAGCAAACCCGAGGCAGCCGUCAACAACCACAAAGCCGAAAGCGGAAUCAAUACUGUGCUAUAACUGCUCACGGAAAGGGCAUAUGAAGCCCAAUUGCCCAUAUCCAAUACGCCCGGAUGGAUCUUGCUUCCGCUGCUGGCGCAUGGGCCAUGACCACCGCUCUUGCCCGAAUCCGGCAAAAAUCUUAAAACCACGGGAUGACGUGGCCUUUGUUACGGAUGACGCAGACUAUGAGGGAGACGCCAUCGGCGCCUUUAACUUUUCCGGUUAGCUUCAUAAAGGCGUCACUUGUCCCAAAAGAGUUGGUAGAAGAGCAGGCCAUUGGAGCUGUGUCAAAAUAUAAAGGCAUUGGAGGAAAUAAUUUAAUUAUAAUAAAACAAGUGAAAUGUAGAAUUCAGUUCUUAAAUAAAUCAAACGAAGUUGAAUUAAAUGUUAUACCAAAUGAGAGUAUGAUUAUACCAAUUAUUUUGGGACGUGACUUCCUCCGUACAUUCAAUAUUGAAUUGCGAAAUAGUGUAAGAAGAUACACUAAGAGAAACUUAUUAGAAAUAAGAGAUAAUGUUAAUUGUAAUAUGCCUAAGAUGAUUCAAUCAGUAACUGGUUCCGACGUACACCCUGCCGUUAUGAUGCCGAAACAACCUGGCGAUGAAUUCUACCAAAGUAAAACCAAUUCAGUGAAUCCCCACGAGCCUAAUGACCCCACCGCCGCUGACGUACCCGACAUUUUCGCCAUCGAUGUUUCUCACGACGAUAAAGACGUUGACACAGACCUCAAACUGGCCAAAGACCAGCGUGACGAAUUAGAACGACUCAUUGACGAUGCCUAUUUUAACCACAACAUAAAACCCGAACCGUUCAACUACGAAAUGAAGAUACAUUUAACUACUGACGUGCCUUUUCAUUGCGCCCCACGCAGACUCUCCUACGCUGAGCGAAGCCAGGUGCAAUCUAUCGUAGACGAAUUGCGCCAAGAAGGGAUAAUAAGACCCAGCAACUCUCCGUACGCCUCCGCAAUCGUACUGGUAAAAAAAGAAGAACGGCAAAAUACGAUUGUGUGUAGACUACCGGGCAUUAAACAAAUUAACCGUGAGGGAUAA
This is a messenger RNA of Rhagoletis pomonella (apple maggot), 1174 nucleotides long. RefSeq lists its product as uncharacterized. Bases 275 to 1174 code for a protein of 299 amino acids. The transcript is spliced from 2 exons. Lineage: Eukaryota; Metazoa; Arthropoda; Insecta; Diptera; Tephritidae. The record is from RefSeq and is a predicted model, not a curated record.